Molecule: messenger RNA, 1417 nt
Organism: Bursaphelenchus okinawaensis
Lineage: Eukaryota; Metazoa; Nematoda; Chromadorea; Rhabditida; Aphelenchoididae
Source: the annotation of a GenBank genome assembly
AUGGUAUGUUUUUACUUUUUUAACCAAAUAUAAUUAAAAUUGGCUACAAGAUGUUAUGUUUAAGUACUUGUAACAUUGUUUUUCAUAAAUUCUAAAUAUAUUAUGUUAAUAUUUUAGUUUUUUGGGCUUUUUAACUCUUUGUUAUUACGAUUUCCAUGUAUUUUAUGAUGAAUAACAUGAUAUAAUAUUGUUUUUUCAGAUCAUGAUUGGCAAAUUUAACCAAUCUUCGACGGUUUUUAGAGUAAAUAAAAGAAAGGAGGUGGAAGAUGAUGUGAAAGAGAAGAAGGCAGAUGUUGUUGUGCCAAAGGAGCUGAAGGUCGAGUAUUGUCGGCGAGUGGUUGUGAUCGACGGAUGUAAUGUGAUUUCGAAGGCAUCCAAGGCAUGCUACAGCAUCCACAGUGCUCGGUAAGUUUUUUUUCUGUUUUGAACAUAGGGAUUUAUAUAUUUUUAAGCUUUUACAAGAAUUUUUGGGUAAUUUUUCGUUUAAAAAUGGUAUGAUAAGGUUGAAUGAGUAGUAUAAUAAGAUUGGAGAAGUAAAUGUUGUUUUUCAGUGAGAAAGCCAAUGCUUUGACACUGUUAUUGAUGGUGAACGACUUGAUAUCCAAAAAGUUUGAAGUUUUCGUCACAUUGAAAGACUAUUACAUGAAUGCACGGGUGACAGACUACUACUUUGUCAUUGAGGUAUGAUUAUUCUUAUAUGACAUUUUAAACAGUUCUUUUAAAAAAAACUUUGUAAUAUCUAUAGAAAACAUAGGCAUAUUCAUCAAACUGUCAUUUACUUUAUCAUUUUUCAGCAGUUUCAACUAAUGGAGAUUCUUCAUGUUCUACCUGACAUGGUUGACGAUGAUCGAGUGAUUCUGAACACGGCCGUUACCUACAAUGGAGCUAUUAUCUCCAAUGAUCGAUUUAGAGACAAAGAAGGCGAGUUUGAAGAUGUUAAACGACGUCGGAUCGACUUCAACUACGACCUGAUUCCGUGGGAAUCCAAAGAAGUUUUGGCCAAGAGGAAGCUCCAGUUCGGCUUGAAGUUUAACUAUACUGCACUGAAAAGUAAGUGAAGCUUUUUCUUUUUGAAUUAAUAUUAAAGUUAAUUUUAUGUUAUGACAAACUUUACAAAAACAUCUUAGUCAUUUUAAACCUACUUUUGCUCAUUUCAGGAAAUUCCCUCUGUUCUUCAUCAAUGCCAGACUAUCCCAACGUCAAGAAGCUUUACGACAGCAUUUCACCGAUGUAUUUCGAAUCAACAAAGCGACGGUUAGACAUAAUGGCAAGUUAUGUUCAGUUAGAACAAUGUUACGCAUAUGCGGUGCCAUUGAAUAAGCCGGUGUAUCUGCAAGGAGAUGACAUACCCAGCUUCUAUGAGUACAUGGAACGUCGGAUUGCGUUUGAAUCAAGGAAAAAUCGGAUUAAUUCUUGA